AUGUCACCAUCCAAGUUAGCCUCCCUCCGCAUGAGCCUGAGCACGGCGCUGGUGGUGUCAGUAUGCGUUGUCGACUCCGUCACCAUAGCCUACGACGGCUCUCUCAUGGGUUCCCUCAACGUAAUGGCCUCGUACCAAAAGUACUUUGAGCUCACAACGGCAACGACAGCCGUCAACACAUGCGCUACCUUCCUAGGGGCCAUCCUCAUCGGCCCAUUCACGGGGAUGCUCAUCGACUGGAAAGGCCGCAAGAUGGGCCUCUAUGCAUCUGGUAUCGUCAACAUUAUUGGCGCCAUUAUCGCCGGCGCAGCAGUAAACAUCGCCAUGUUCAUUGCGGGACGUCUCAUUGUUGGCAUUGGAGUCGGUUUGGGGCAAACUGCCGCGGGAACGUAUGUGGCGGAAACGACUGCGCCGUCCAUCCGGUCUCUGGCAUUAGGUCUCUACUUCUCCUGUUGGGCUGUUGGAGCCCUGCUUGCGGCCGGGAUCUCUUAUGGUUCCUCCGCGCUUGAGCCAUCGGAUUGGGCUUGGAGAGUCCCCUCGAUCCUCCAGGCUGCACCUCCUCUAUUCGUCAUGAUCCUUAUCUAUCUGGCCCCAGAGUCUCCUCGAUGGCUUGCCUUUCGCGACCGAAGAGACGAAGCCCUUCAAGUGCUAGCAAAGGUCAACGGGGCUGACGCCAGUGACGACAACGUUCAGAUGCAAUUCAGAGAAAUCAUCGAAACAUUGGAAUACGAGAAGCGAGAGGGGAACGCUUUGGGAAUCCGCGGAAUGGUUCGGAAGCCCAACCGCAAGCGUCUACUAUUGGCCUUAUCAGUUGCGCCUCUGGCGAUGUUGACGGGAUCAAAUGUCAUCACGUACUACUUUGGCCGAAUGCUGAGUCAGGCUGGCGUCACCGAUCCAACCACGCAACUCCAGAUCAAUGUCAUCCUGUCCUUCUGGCAAUUAGUUGUUGCAAUCACCGGAUCGACACUAGCCGAGAAACUGGGCAGAAGAGUCCUCGCUCUCGGAAGUUUGGGUACCUGCUCAACCUUCUUCUACCUUCUCGCAGGUCUCACGGCCAAGUACGGGACCUCGGGCGACAAAGCUGGCACAUACGGCACCAUCGCGUGCAUCUUUCUGUUCUUGGGUGCAUACGCCUUUGGCAUUACGCCUUUGGCAUUACGCCUCUCACGGCCAUCAAUGCAGGGGAUUCUUAUCAAGUCAUGCGGUGUCUUGGUCUCAAUGGCGUUUCCGUACCUGAUGGAGAGCAUUGGAUGGAAGACUUACAUCGUCAAUGCGUCGUGGAACAUCUUGGUUUGGGUGUAUAUCUACUUCCAGUGGGUGGAGACCAAGGGUCUGACGUUGGAGGAGGUUGAUGUUUUGUUUGAUGGGCAGAAGGCUGUUCAGACGAUUGAGGAGGGUGUGAUGAAGUCAGCUGCAAGGACCAUCUCGUGA
Messenger RNA from Colletotrichum aenigma, 1431 nucleotides. RefSeq names its product Lactose permease. The transcript is spliced from 4 exons. Bases 1 to 1431 code for a protein of 476 amino acids. Gene Ontology annotation, biological process: transmembrane transport; carbohydrate transport. The record is from RefSeq and is a predicted model, not a curated record. Gene Ontology annotation, cellular component: membrane. Lineage: Eukaryota; Fungi; Ascomycota; Sordariomycetes; Glomerellales; Glomerellaceae. Gene Ontology annotation, molecular function: carbohydrate:proton symporter activity.